AUGUGGAAGCAGCGGCUUGCGCGCUCUCUUUCGGCCUCCCCGCGGCCCCCGAACGUCUGCUCCGUGGAGCUGUGGAGCCCUGCCGACCUGGGCGACGUCCGCGCGCCUGGCCAGCGCGUGGCCGAGGCCAGCGCUUUCGGUGGUCUGCCGUCGGCGUGCCGGCAUCGCGGAGGGGAGGUGCCCAGGGGAAGAGCUUGCGGCGACCUCGCAGAGGGCCCUCGCGGGCGCCCCAAACCUGCGCCGGCCCUCGAGCCCAUCUCGCCAGGCUGGGGCGUGGUCUGCAUCCCAACGAGGAA
Prorocentrum cordatum is the source of this 296-nucleotide messenger RNA. The record is from the annotation of a GenBank genome assembly. Lineage: Eukaryota; Dinophyceae; Prorocentrales; Prorocentraceae.